Molecule: messenger RNA, 4717 nt
Organism: Betta splendens (Siamese fighting fish)
Lineage: Eukaryota; Metazoa; Chordata; Actinopteri; Anabantiformes; Osphronemidae
Product: thyrotropin-releasing hormone receptor
Exons: 3
Coding region: 1875-3050 (391 amino acids)
Biological process (GO): phospholipase C-activating G protein-coupled receptor signaling pathway
Cellular component (GO): membrane
Molecular function (GO): thyrotropin-releasing hormone receptor activity
Source: RefSeq, a predicted model, not a curated record
UUGUCUCUAGGGCCGAUAUGAGAUUCAUAAUAUAACUUAAUAUUAGAUUUCCAUCAGCUUUUAUCCGGUUGACACGUCUGUGCAGGUCUCAUUUUGGCAGCGUAAACAGAACACGGUGCAUCCUGUGUGUGAGUCACCUUCUCACCUUCUCCUCUGCAAACAUGUCACCUUUCAAACGACUCCUCCAGUCUCUCACUCUUGUGGCUUUCAGAGAUGCGAAUCGCUUUGCAGCCUGUUUGUGCACGAGGACGUGUUUCACUGCGUACGUUUGGGCGCUCUGUGCGUUUUCAUUGGUUCCUUCCUUCUCAGCCCCACUAGAUGCUGCUGUGGUGCUUAGGACGGACGAGGACAGCGUCUCAUGCAGACACGGUGCAUUCCGUUUUGCAGUUGUGUAAUUAUUAUGGCCCAGAUAGCUUUAAUAGAUUAAAUACAAAUUACAAGGACACAUCCAGUAAUUCACCAGCCUAUUUUAAUCAGAGUGUCCUCACUAAAAAAAAUCUCCCCCUUUAUCUGUAGAGUACUUUGCAUAUCAGUAGGCGCCUGUUUAAAAUUCUCAUGAGGCUUUGAGAGUUUAUUUUAAGGCUCCAUCCCAGUGUAAUAAUAGAAAAUCUCUUUAUGAUCUAUCUUUACGCCUGACUUUCUGUCCGACACCCUGACCUUGGUCUAGAGAUGGUUACUCGCCGACAGAUCUGCAGCUGAGUCAGAUUAUUCACAUCAGAAUUCAACAUGGUUGUAAAACGGGAGGAAUCAGCCCAAUAUUUAUUUGUCAUUUUUUUGUUUCUGUUUUAUCCUAGCGGCGACUUCCUACAAAGGAAAAUGUUUAAAAACUCCCCUAAAACUGAAAGUAAUUGUUUCUAACCGGUCACAUGUGCCUCUGGAGGAACAAGACAAAAAUAAAACUAUAAAUACUUGUGCAUCAAUGAAAGCAAGUGUUGACAGUACAGUACAUAAUUCUGUCAGGCAGGAAUGCAGCCUGACAUCCACAUGGACGUGAACUCCUGCAGGUUUUCUUCCCUUUCUGUGAAGCUCUUAUCUGCUCAUUAUAAUAAAAGUCUACUGGAGUGAGCGCUCCAGCACUGAAAAUAAUGUUUCCAUAAAAACGUAAGCACCCGUCAGGCAUUAGCAUUCACGCCGACAGUCCCGUCCACGCACUGCCAGGAAAAGUUCCCUAAGCUCAAAAUGGCUCGUUAAAAUCUGUUUUCAUUGCCUCGAGGAGCUGUUUCAUUCUUUGUGGACAAUUACUUUUGAUCGUGUGUACACACAAUGUUUUCAGCUGUGGCAAAAUGAUUAAACAUCUACACGGGCAGCGCUCCGGCUGCACGGGAAUAACGAGGUUUCUAACCUUGCGAUGUCUUUCCUCGGAAAACGGGAACGUUGUGCGUUGCCCUCCCGGAGCUUUUCAUCUGGAAUAAUUUUAGUCUACUUCAUAAUUAGUGCUGGUUGAAUGUAAUGGCCAACCGCUGCAUUGCAUGAUGUGGUGAAUUGCAGGCUACUUCUUGUGCUCUUCCAAUAAUUACAGGGUUUAUUGCUGCAGCAGUGGCCGCUGUGGUCGACCUGACACUAAGCUUGGAUGGGGAGGUGGGAUUGAUUUUUUUUUAUUUUUUUUUUGGUGGCUAUACAAGGCAGUGAGGAUAUAAUAGUGAUGUGAGAGGCAGGGAGGAUAAGCACUUGGGACGUAGAGAGAGAGAGAGAGAGAGAGAGAGAGAGAGAUGUGGACGACUCCAGCGACUCUGGAGGAGGGUGAAGCAGUCAUCUGUGUCUCCUGCUUGAUUGCACCUGAGUGCUGUGGCCAUGACAGAGUGAGCGCCGCUGUUCGCAAAUGAUGGUUUGUUGUUGUUUACUGGCCCUGAAGAUCAGCUGAUUGUCGCCCCACGAUGGAGAACAACACCACGGUGUUUCAGGACGUUACCCACCUUUUGAAUCUGACAGAAAAACCCCUGUUUUCUCUGGAGGAGCAGGUCAUGACCAUAUUCCUAACCAUGCUUAUCUGCGGAGUCGGCAUUGCUGGUAACAUAAUGGUGGUGCUGGUGGUGCUGCGCACUAAACACAUGGUGACGCCGACCAACUGCUACCUGGUCAGCCUGGCGGUGGCAGACCUCAUUGUGCUCCUGGCUGCAGGGCUGCCCAACAUCUCCGACGUGGUGGCCUUCUGGAUUUACGGGUACACGGGAUGCUUGUGUAUCACCUAUCUUCAGUACCUGGGCAUCAACGUGUCGUCCUGCUCCAUCACCGCGUUCACUAUUGAACGCUACAUUGCCAUCUGCCACUCAAUACAGGCCCAGUUCAUAUGCACUGUUUCCCGGGCCAAGAGGAUCAUAGCUGGAGUCUGGGUGUCCACGUCGCUCUACUGCAUCAUGUGGUUCUUUUUAGUGGACACUAAUGAAACGGUCUACGCCGACGGGGUGGUGGUCACCUGUGGCUACCGCGUCUCCCGGAGCCUCUACAUGCCCAUCUAUUUCCUGGACUUCACUCUCUUCUACGUGAUCCCCCUGAUCGUGGCGACCGUGCUGUACGGACUCAUCGCCAGGAUCCUGUUCAUGAGCCCUCUGCCGUCGCAUCUGAGCGACGCAGGCGGAGGAGGGGGCUCCGUCCACCAAGGUCACUCCACCAGCACUAAGCAGGCCAGCAAGAAUGCAGUGUCUGCAAGAAAACAGAUAACAAAGAUGUUGGCUGUGGUGGUGGUCCUCUUCGCCCUGCUCUGGAUGCCCUACCGAACGCUGGUGGUGGUGAACUCCUUCAUCGACCCGCCGUACCACAACACCUGGUUCCUGCUCCUGUGCCGGAUGUGCAUCUACGCCAACAGCGCCAUCAACCCCAUCAUCUACAACCUCAUGUCUCAGAAGUUCCGCGUCGCUUUCAAGAAGCUCUGCAGGUGCAACUGGCAGCGGGAGGAGAAGGCGGCCCGGUGCAACGUGCCCGUGUAUUACAGCGUGAUGAAGAAUUCCUCUCACGGGAGUAAUACGGAGCCAGUCACGGAGCAGGAGGAAAUAACCCACAACAGGUGCAAUGCAACGGAUGAUGAGGCGAGCACACUGAGCAUUUCUCAGUAAAGUCACUGUAAAACAUAUGUAACGUUAACGGCUCAAUCUUACUUGUUUUCUGUUUAAAGAGCCCCUAUUAUGAAAACCCUCCUCCUCCUUUUUUCACAUUUUGCUAAUUGUUGCAGUUCAGGCCAAUUAGAAUUCGUCACCUUGUCCACGCAGACUAGUGGCACCUUUAAAGUGAAUCUCCACUGCCGCUCACUGGCUUCAAAUAUGAAUUGAGUUGGCACAAGGAACAAUCUGAAUCCAAAAGAUGUGGUUGUACGGUGUAUGUCGGUGUUGCCAGGACGGCAAGAGGGAAAGUGUGACAUGACCUCUUCUGUGCAUCAUAUGUACAUCUGCAAAGAAGUCUGGGAUCACGUCUCCUUAACAAACCAAGCGACAUGAAAACUUCUUUACCCCACAAAGCAUGAUAGAAGACAUUUACUGAGGAUGUGUAGACAUUAGUUGUGUUUGCUGUGACUCUUGUUUUGUGUAGUGUACUGUAGCUAUGGUGCGUUUGCAUGAGACCAAGCUGUGACGUAAUGCGUGUGCGUAGCUCUUUAUUUACAGUCGAUCAUUUUGUGCUGAACUUUCAAAUGCGGGCAUUUUAUGGACCUUGUUAAAUUGUUUCAUCUAGAGACAGUUAUGUACAAUCAUGACCUAACCAAAUGAUGAGCCUUAUGUGUCUUCAUGUCAUUGGAGCAAACACUGACAUGUUCCUCCACACUUUGAUCCGUCCCAUUUUCUCUGUUACGUUUUGGAUGCGUUUCUUUGUGUCCUCAUGCUGUACGAGAAGGUUACAUCUUAUAUUAAAAAUAUGAAACCCAGCCCUCAUCUGACUCCAUCACACAAACAGCGUUAUUAAAUGCUUAUGAACUGACUUAUGAACUAAACUGCGGCAAAGCUAAAAAAUAAAAAGUAAACAAGAAAAGCAUGAACUAAAACCCCACAAAUAGAUGCAAAAUCUACCACACCAGUGUUUAAUUGAAAAACUCCAAAGGCAGUUGUUGAAAAAUGAAAUUGAAUUGAAAAAGGUUGGAUAAUUUUAUAAACAAGUGGGUCUUAGGGAUUAUACACUAAACUAACCUGUCAAUACUACGAUUGUCUCCAAUGAAAUAUGGUGAACAACUGUUAAGAAAAGAUUGCAUAUACAGAAGAAUCUAGAAUAUAGAAGAUGGCACCAUCACUGAACAGAAGGCGCAUCAGUGGUUAAGAAGGUCCAGUAGGAAAAGCCACACACGUCGGUCCAAGAUCUGUUUAUCAGGGAGGAUUUAAUUUGUCAUCAAGGCAUAAAUGCAAAAUAUUCAGAAAAGUGUGAUGACUUUAAGUGUAGCUGGUUCUCAGCCGCUUCCUGCCAUGUGGACAGUGGGGAGGACCAGAGCUACUUUCUCCCAUUUCACCACGGACAAAUGGUGAUUGUUUGUUAUCUUUGAGUCAAAUAGUGUAAUAUCAGUGUGUAUGAUCCUAAUCGUGCUAUUGUAAUGUUACCUACAGGACUUGUAACUGUAGAGUUGUGCAAACUCCACACGUACUACAUGAAAACUGUAAAGUACUGCAUAUAUAUUUUAAAUAAUACCUUAUAUAGUGUAUACAUUAUUUGUGGGUUAAUGGAUGGUGUCUGUCCCAAACCCAAAACCCAAAUUUUGUGUAAUGCUGUAUUUCAUAUUAUUAAACCCCAUUUGUGCCUCCUCCUA